GGAAUAUCCAGUGCUCCGUCUGCGGUUCUCCCUUCCAACCACCGCUAGAACACCUCCGUCCAAACUCAAACUACCAAGAAGCCUCCUUUUCUGAGCUCUCAACAAAACACCUUGACUGGCUCCGUCGCCUACGGAUCAUCGGACGUAAUCCAAAGACCGGCUGCGCAUAUGUGUCUGGUGUUGGCAAGGCUAGUACUCACGGCUGGGUUCAAGUCCACGUCGGCGACGACCCAAACGUGCCAAAUUCCAGACGUGCCGAAGUUUUCAACACGAUCGACUUGCCGACUUACCUUGACAGGAGCUCAAUGGGCGGUGGUGGGGAAAUGUUUGCCAAUUAUCCUGUUCAUUGUAUAUGCUUCGAGAUGCUCGAAAGAGUCCACAUGGUCAAGAGCCCGAGAAGCACGGAGCUGGAUGUCGAAGCGAUAAGAUCCAGGAUGCAGGUACUUGAUUCCGGAGAGUCGCUUUUUCUCCGCCGGAUGCAGUAUUUCGAGCUGCAGAAGAUGCCCUGGGAGGAGAUGUGGGAGGAUGGCGAUGAGACUCGUGCGAGACUGGUCAGCUCAUGCACUCCCGAAUUUCUGCUGGAGCAAUAA
This is a messenger RNA of Recurvomyces mirabilis, 590 nucleotides long. RefSeq lists its product as uncharacterized. The record is from RefSeq and is a predicted model, not a curated record. The annotation marks the transcript as partial. NCBI's taxonomy places the organism in Eukaryota, Fungi, Ascomycota, Dothideomycetes, Mycosphaerellales, Teratosphaeriaceae. The transcript has a single exon.